AUGGCGGAGUCGGUGCUGGAAGUUGUGGGCAAGCUGCAGUCGCGGCUGGCGGGCAGCUCGGAGCCCAAGAAGCUGCUGAAGAGUCUGAAGAGGCUGGCAGAGCUGCCCAUCACAGUUGACAUCCUUGUGGAAACAGGUGUUGGGAAGACUGUGAACAGCUUAAGGAAGCAUGAGCUUGUAGGAGACUUUGCCAAGAACCUCGUAGCCAGGUGGAAGAAGCUGGUGCCGGUGUCCCAGGAGGCAGACAGGAAUAACCUAGAUUCUGAAGACCGGGACUACGAGAGGAGCAGCUCAAGCAAGAGACAUCAGGAACCCUCCCUCAGAGAGGAUGAGGAACCCGAUGAGGAGUAUUCAGAACCCUUCCAGCCAUCUUGCAGCCAGUCAUAUAGCCCAGAUCAUAGGGAAAAGAAGUCCAAAAGGUAUCCUAAGCCUGAGAGAGCCCAUGAGACUUAUGGCUACAGUAGCCACGAGGGGAAGGGUUGGGGCAGAUCUUCCCCAGUGCUCUCUUCAGAUCAGGAGUACUCGGACUAUGGACAAGCUGCGUCACCUGAGCCAAGUGAGAGCCCUCAGGACAUGUACACAGACCCUUAUGCCUCUGAGGAGCAGGAAGAACCCACAGUGCUCCAUCAGAAAGCCAGCAAAGGCCACAGCUUUCAGGAGAAGCUGGGGGGAGGCCGGGAGAGGAACCCUGGUGAGUUGUGUGAGAAAGGGAAUGUGAAUCGCAGCAAAGAGCACAAAUCCCACAAGAAGCAGCGACUGGAUGGCAGGGGGGAGGACAGGACCUCUGCCUUCAGCCCUGAAAGGUUGCACAAGGCCUCUUUUAAAGAACAGCUCCGAGAAGCCCCUGUGGCAGGGGGCAGCAAGGAGAAGCAGAGGGUGUCAGAUGGCACAAAAAAGGAGAAGAACCGAGAAAGCAGCAGCUCCAAAAAGGAGAAGCUGCACUUGGAGGAGUCUUUGGAGAACCACGUUAAGAAACAAAAACAUCGGGACUCUGAGAAGAGCAAAUUGGAAAAGCCUAAGCUGGGCUUGGAAAGCUCAAACACAGAGAGGGAGAAAAGGAAAGCUGAGAGUGACUCAUCAAAUAGGAUCAAAGAAAAGGGGAAUUCUGGAAGCUUAAAAUCUUCGGAGGGAAAGCGCAAAAUCUCUGAGGUGGACAAAAAAUCAGCUUUUGGCUCAAAUUUGGGGGAGGGGGAAAUGGAGGAUGAAUUUGAACAACCUACAAUGUCCUUUGAGUCAUACCUCAGCUAUGACCAGCCCCAGAAAAAGAAAAAGAAAGUGGUCAAAGCCUCUGUGUCAGCUGGGGAGAAAGACAGAGGGCACAGCAAACAGAAUGGAUCCAAAGCCAGCAGCAACAGCUCCAGCUCGAGUCGGAAGAGUCCAAGCCACAAGCGAACAAGUGAGAAAAAGGCAGAGAAGAAACAGCCAGAGCCUCCUAAACCAAAGAGGAUACUUCUAGAUGUGGUACCAACGUUGCCAGACAUCCCCCUGCCACCCAUCCAGGCCAACUACCGCCCUCUCCCCUCAAUCGAGUCCAUUAGCUGCUCCCAGACGAAAAGGAAAGCGGUGUCCUCGCCGGUGGAGGAGAGCGAAGCAGGUUUCACAGGCCGCCGCCUCAACUCCAAGAUGCAGGUGUACUCGGGCUCCAAAACUGCCUACCUCCCAAAGAUGAUGUCUCUGUACCAGCAGUGCAUCAGAGUCCUCAGUAACAACAUUGACUCAAUCUAUGAAGUGGGUGGUGUCCCUUUCUCUGUGCUGGAGCCAGUGUUGGAGAGGUGCACCCCAGAACAGCUGUACCGCAUCGAGGAAUGUAACCACGUGCUGAUCGAGGACACAGAUCAGCUGUGGCACAACCACUGUCUCCGGGACUUCAAGAACGAGAAGCCAGAGGAGUUCGAGUCCUGGCGGGAGAUGUACCUGCGGCUGCACGACGCGCGGGAGCAGCGCCUGCUGAUGCUGGCACGCAACAUCGGCUCUGCCCACGCCAACAAACCCAAAGGUAGAGUGGCCAAAAUGGCAUUUGUGAACUCGGCAGCAAAGCCCCCUCGGGACGUACGGAGGAGACAAGAGAAGUUUGGAACUGGAGGACCUCUUCUGCCAGAGAAGACCAAAAUAAAACCAGUCCUCUACACAUCUAACAAAAGCCACCCUCGUGUGAGUGAGGAGCAGUCCUAUGAUGGGCCCAGCACCAGCAGUGCCCAUUCUGUCCCAUCUUCAGGUAGCACCUUCUCCUCCUACGACCCCAGGAAACCACCAGUGAAGAAAAUUGCACCCAUGAUGGCAAAGACUAUCAAAGCUUUCAAGAACCGCUUCUCUCGGAGAUAAGCUUGCAGUGCAGAUCUGGGACUUUCCUGCUUGCAGAGGAGUGGCACUGAAAGGGAAGAAGGUACCCAAACAGCCCUUUCCUUUUUGAACUCUUUGGAUGCUGCAGCUGCUGGGAGAAGCUUCGAUCUGCACAAGAUGACAGCACAGUAUUUUAUCUUUUUAUUCUGGUCCCUUUCUCAGUGUCAAGGCCCCCCCUCCCCCAGCCUUCCCCUCUUUUACUCCAGCCCUUAGCAUCCUGUUUCUGGCUUUG
Indicator indicator is the source of this 2572-nucleotide messenger RNA. It is a transcript of the gene ELOA, whose product is annotated as elongin A. Bases 1 to 2322 code for a protein of 773 amino acids. NCBI's taxonomy places the organism in Eukaryota, Metazoa, Chordata, Aves, Piciformes, Indicatoridae. Gene Ontology annotation, molecular function: protein binding. Gene Ontology annotation, cellular component: nucleus; elongin complex. The transcript has 11 exons. The record is from RefSeq and is a predicted model, not a curated record. Gene Ontology annotation, biological process: transcription elongation by RNA polymerase II.